AUGGAGAAGACAGAAGGGUAUCCAGAAGUGGUUUCAGAAGAAGACCAAUCUAUGCCUAGUAGUUCAUCUUGGUUCUGGGGCGCCAAAGACGACAUGUCGUUGUUGGAAAGCGGUCUGUUGGGAAAAUGUUACCCACGGGAAGAAAUGGACGGUGAGGAUUUUUACUACAGCUUUCAAUCCAGAGUUGGGAAAUUUUCUGAUCCGAGGUUGUUGGCUUUGGUGGAGUUCUUAAGGGAGCUCUAUUUCCGAAGGAGGGAUUUGUUGAGGAAAAUAUUUCCUCAACUUCAGGAUAAGUCUUUGGAGGUGUUGAAAAAUUCGGGUAUGAGACUGUGGAGAGUUAAGUCGGGUGAUAACCGGACCCGGUUCGGCACCAUGCAGAGGAGUUUGAGUCUCGGGUCGCCCCGGUCACCCGGGGUCAAAGAUAUUGUUGAGCCCCAUGAGUUGAGGAACGAGUGGAUCAAGGUUCGCAUGAUUGACGCCAGUGGUGGCAGCGGUGGUGAUCAACAAGGCGGUCCUAACUCUGGCACCGGCCAGGGUGACGAUAAAAGUCCGGUGGUACCAGUUUGA
Molecule: messenger RNA, 567 nt
Organism: Morus notabilis
Lineage: Eukaryota; Viridiplantae; Streptophyta; Magnoliopsida; Rosales; Moraceae
Exons: 1
Coding region: 1-567 (188 amino acids)
Source: RefSeq, a predicted model, not a curated record